This is a messenger RNA of Babjeviella inositovora NRRL Y-12698, 1613 nucleotides long. RefSeq names its product protein phosphatase regulator (gene SHP1). Gene Ontology annotation, molecular function: ubiquitin binding. Gene Ontology annotation, biological process: Golgi organization; membrane fusion; autophagosome assembly. NCBI's taxonomy places the organism in Eukaryota, Fungi, Ascomycota, Pichiomycetes, Serinales. Bases 325 to 1362 code for a protein of 345 amino acids. The transcript has a single exon. Gene Ontology annotation, cellular component: nucleus; cytosol. The record is from RefSeq and is a predicted model, not a curated record.
CCUAUAGAUUCCUGGACACGUGCAAGUGCCUAGUUACCAACAGAACACCUUGCCUCUGGCCAUCGAAGAUGCGUCAAUGUAUCUGCGAUUCAGUCUUGGACAAAAUUUCAGGGAGGAAAUUAAUAUACAAUUUUAUGGCAGUUUUAUAUAGCCGAUUUAAUAUUAUCUCUCCGCCAACCUUUAGUGUUGCAUUUGGCGGCCCCAUCCAAAGGUUCUGAAGUUUUCGCCCCUGAUUUGCCACAACGCAGGUCAUAUUUGAUGCACAACAAAUUGCGCCCCAACAUAUUCACCACACCACCUCACGCCGAUUGACUAUUAUCCUCAAUGUCCGACCAAGAAGACAUCAUCAAGCAAUUCACCGGUCUCACCAACUCCGAUAGAGCCACGGCGGAAACGUUUUUAGCGGCCCAUGACUAUGACUUGAUGGACGCCAUUGACGGGUUCUUCAAGCAACCCAGCGCCUCUACGCCGCAGCCAUCUGCGCCUAGAAGAGCCCAGGCGGCCAAUUUCGGGUCAUUUUCACAGUUGAACAAAAGCAGCUCCAAUGAGUCAGAGGAUGAUGACGACACCAACUUCUUCACGGGCGGGGAAAAGUCGGCGUUGCAGGUGGAGAAUCCCAACGCGCAGAGCCGCAAGGAUACCAGAAACCUAGUCCAGGACUUGUUGAAAAAGGCCGCUGCGCCCCAGGGUGCGCAUCCAGAUGAAACCCCGACGCAGUCGUUCUCCGGGACGGGAUACAAGUUGGGUGACGCGACCACAGAGUCUCAGACCAUCCGCGACGUGCGCGCACGCCCCCAGGAGGGCAGGGUCUCCAGACAGAUUACGUUCUGGCGCGAUGGGUUCCAGGUCGGCGAUGGAGCGUUAUAUCGAUAUGACAACCCGGCCAAUGCGUCCUACUUGAACACGUUGAACCAGGGCCGCGCACCGUUGGACUUGUUGGAUGUAAAGUUCGGCCAGGAUGUCGAUGUGAAUGUCACCAAAAAGUUGGAUGAAGACUAUGUCGCGCCAAAGAGUGUGGUUGCUGGCUUUUCUGGAUCCGGUCACAAGUUGGGCUCCAUUGUUCCCGGAGAGUCUCCCCAGCCAGAAGAGCCACAGGCCGCUGUUCUGGUCACCAAGCCCCAGACUCAGGGCGAGGGAGAUUCACAGGUUCAGAUCAGAUUGGCCAACGGGAGACGUGUGGUACACAGGUUCAACUCCACCGACCCCGUCAGUGAGGUGUACGCGUUCGUGGCUGCCAAUACCGACGGCACCAGGGCCUUUGUUUUGUCUCAUGCGUUUCCCGUUAAGCCCAUUGACAACUCGAGUCUGACGAUCGAGGAGGCUGGCUUGGUCAAUGCUGUUGUGGUCCAGAGAUGGAAGUAGUUUAAAUAAACUACCCCCAGAUACGAUCUAGCGCUGUGCCCUAGCCAGUUUUAUAUUAAAUGAGAUGACUCCUUGUGUACGCAGGCUUACUUAUAGAUUUGAUAUAUAAGAAUUCGAAUAAGGUAAAAUGGAAUAAUGCAUAUACAUGUUAUAGUGCUUAUGUUUUUAAGCUUGAUCGUGAGCAAGCACUCGAGAUUCCAUACUCGUGGAGGUAAAUUUUAACGUAGAAUUUAUUCUAUAAUGAGGAAAAC